Trematosphaeria pertusa is the source of this 710-nucleotide messenger RNA. RefSeq lists its product as uncharacterized. The record is from RefSeq and is a predicted model, not a curated record. The coding region runs from base 71 to 646 and encodes 191 amino acids. The transcript is spliced from 2 exons. NCBI's taxonomy places the organism in Eukaryota, Fungi, Ascomycota, Dothideomycetes, Pleosporales, Trematosphaeriaceae.
CUUCCGACAAAGCAAUCCUUGCUCAUGCAUAUGAACGUCACGUAGCUGACUUUACGCUACUCCCGCGCCUAUGGCUGCACGUCCAUCCAAUAGGCAUGGACGUAUCUAUCUCGACCAAGAGGGCGCGGACAUCUACCAGUGCAGUGGGAAAACAGCAAUGUCACACCAUGACCGCGCCGUUCCGGGGGUGAGCGGGGGAAGACCUGACCCCGAGUCACCCAGUGCGCAUCUGGUUUCCGCUCGUCCAGGCCGGCUUUGUGGAAUUCUCUCCUCUUGUCCUGGGUCCACGAAACAAUCUUGUGUUUCCACUCGACGACCCGCACCCGCUACGUACGAUGAGCUUUACGCAGAGUCUCAUCGCAGAGUCGCGCACCAUAGCCUAGCUGCAUGUAAAUUUUCCGGGAGCGCUUUGAAAUGGACAGCGAACACCAGAGGAAACUCCUCUGACCAGCUUGGAUACAUACGGCACGACAAUGGCGUGGACACGAGGAGAAACAGGCCAGUUUCGUCGCGGAAACGGGGCUACCUUUACUCCAAAAUGCUUACCGUUGCAUGUCCUGUCCUGGAUAGACUUCAGAAAGCAUGUCUAUUAUACACUUAUGCUUUUAGCUACUUAAAGAGCCUGUGGCCUUCUAAACAUAGGUGAUCUAGUUAGGUUUGAUUAGCGACGUGACGUCUUCAAGAUGGUCUCUAUCUAGCGCAAUAAGGUC